This is a messenger RNA of Gekko japonicus, 2555 nucleotides long. RefSeq names its product prickle planar cell polarity protein 3 (gene PRICKLE3). The transcript has 8 exons. Bases 151 to 2061 code for a protein of 636 amino acids. Gene Ontology annotation, molecular function: zinc ion binding. Lineage: Eukaryota; Metazoa; Chordata; Lepidosauria; Squamata; Gekkonidae. The record is from RefSeq and is a predicted model, not a curated record.
GUAGAGGACCCUGACCGGGGCCAGCCGUGUCAAGCCUGCGGGGAACAGUGCCCGGGUUUCCUAGUGCAUGGAUGGAGGAAGAUCUGUCAACACUGCAAAUGCCCCAGGGAGGAGCACGCGGUGCGGAUCGUGCCCGUUGACUUGGAAAGGAUGAUGUGCCGGCUCAUCUCUGAUUUUCAGCGGCACUCCAUCUCGGACGACGACUCCGGCUGCGCCUCGGAGGAGUACGCAUGGGUGCCCCCCGGGCUCAAGCCCGAGCAGGUGUAUCAGUUCUUCAGCUGCCUCCCGGAAGACAAGGUCCCCUACGUCAACAGCCCCGGAGAACGAUACCGCAUCCGCCAGCUGCUGCACCAGCUCCCCCCGCACGACAGCGAGGCUCAGUACUGCAGCUCGCUAGAGGAGGAGGAGACGAAGGAGCUGAAGUUGUUCUCCCAGCAACGAAAGCGCGAGAACCUUGGCCGCGGGACGGUCCGGCUCUUCCCUGUCACCAUCACUGGAGCCAUUUGUGAGCAGUGCGGGAAGCAGAUAUGCGGCGGGGACAUCGCGGUCUUCGCCAGCCGAGCCGGGCACGGCGCCUGCUGGCACCCGCAGUGCUUUGUUUGCAGCACCUGCCGGGAGCUCCUCGUCGACCUCAUCUACUUCUACCAGGAUGGCAAGAUCUACUGCGGGCGGCAUCACGCCGAGCGCCUCAAACCGCGCUGCGAGGCCUGCGACGAGAUAAUCUUUGCAGACGAGUGCACCGAGGCCGAGGGACGCCAUUGGCACAUGCGCCACUUCUGCUGCUUCGAGUGCGAGGAGGCGCUGGGCGGACAACGGUACAUCAUGCGCCAGAGCCGCCCCUACUGCUGCCGCUGCUACGAGAGCCUUUAUGCGGAGUACUGUGAUGCCUGCGGGGAGCACAUUGGCAUUGACCAGGGCCAGAUGACCUACGAAGGCCAGCACUGGCACGCCACCGACGCCUGUUUCAGUUGCUCCCGCUGCCACCAGCCCCUCCUGGGGAAGCCGUUCCUGCCCAAGCAGGGCCAGAUCUUCUGCUCCCGGGCCUGCAGCCUGGGCGAGGACCCCAACGGCUCGGACUCCUGCGACUCGGCCUUCCAGAGCGCCCGCUCCCAGGACUCCCGCCGGGUCAGCUGGCAGCAGCGGCGGGUCCAGGCCCAGCGCGCCCCCUCCUCCCACGUCGCCCGCUCUGUCUCGUUCGGGGGGCAGCCGGCCCCGUCUCACUCGGCCCCGAGAAUCCGGAGGAGCUGGAGCGGCUUGCCCAGGGAGGAGGCGCCCACGGAGACGGAGGAGCUGUCGGACCCGGAGAGCAACGGUUCGGGCUGCAGCCAGAGCGGGGAGGAGCCUGUGAAAUGCACCUCCCGGGGAACUUCCACCUGCCCUCCGCCAGCUGCUCAACAGGAGUCAGGCACAGGCACCGAGAUCCGGCCUCGUUUCCAGCGCACCUCUCCUUUGCGCCAUUCCAUGCCAGAGCUGGGGACGCCCCCUUCCAAAAUCCCGGAUUGGAGCUGCAGUUCAGCGUCCAAACUCCAAGCACCCGGCCGGUCGCGGUGCAGCGAGGGAAGCGAGCUAGGGGUGCAGAGUUUUGCCCGGGCAGGAGCCCCACGGGUUAGCUUCCGGGAACCUCUCGUCUCUGGAGAGCCAAGCCCUUCCUGCCCCGAGCAGCCCACCCUGAACCCCCAACUGCUUCAGAACGGAGGGGCUAGCCGGCGACACCUCCGUUCCACUUCUGACAAUUCGCUUAAUCUGGGGGGCCAGGGAUGGAGACCAAGAAAGGGGGCAGGGCAGGCCAGGGGAAAUAGUCUCUCCUAUUCAGCUUCUGAAGGCGCUUUUCCUGCCUGGCACCACCGCUACCCACCCCGGGGAUGGGACUUCAGCUCCUCUGACUCUUCUGAUUCCUCCUCGGAGGAGGAAGGCUACUUUUUGGGAGAGCCGAUCCCCCUGCCCCCACACCUACGAGGCGGGGCUAACCCCACGGAGACGCCGCCGCCUACUGACUCUGUGCGGAAACAGCAGCGCCGGAGACUACGUGUCGUCCGGGACAAGAACUGCGUCGUGGCGUAAACCUUCCAUCUUUGAGACUUUGGCCGUGACGAUCCCACUGUGAACUCAGGACUUUGGGCCUAUGGAGCCAUUAAGUGUUGACCGUCCUGUGGGGGGCUGUUGAAAUUGAGUCCGGAACUCGUGACUUUUGCUUCUUCCACUCUGACCUCUCACGUUUCGACUCGUGACUCGUUGCCAGGUGCCCUCCGAGAGUGACCUCUUCAUGACACCACUGAAAAUCUUCUAACCUUUCCUCAGGGACACUUGAGUGCUGGCAUUUUUCAUGGUGACCUUUGGUCUUUAGACAUAACUCCCCCCCCCUCAAGAAUACUGAACUUCCAUCUGUGGUGGUGCUUUGGACCUUAGUUGUGUUUAUUUCUCCAUUGUGGCCUUUUUGACCUAUCUACUGUGACCUUUUAACACUGAUUAAACUUUUCCUCUCGAACCUUCAAAGCAGGGGUCCCCAACCGUUCCGAUCCUGUCGGCACAUUUGGAAUUCUGACAUAGCGUGGUGG